AUGUUAUUUUUACUAAUUAUUUCAUUAUUACUUAUACAUAUUCCGAUAAUUGAAGUAACAACCUUAGCACCAAAUCAUGUUGCUAUUAAUCCGAAACGGAAACAUAUUGAUGUUGAUACAUCAUGGCUUGAACCGGAAAAGAAUAAUGUACAAAAGGUAUCAUUAGAUGGUAGUAAUUCGGAAAAGGUAAUCGUUGAUUUAAUAAAUUCCGGUAAACAAUUAAGUGCAUCAGCACAGGGUAAUAUGGCAGUAGCAGAAAGUGAUGGAAAACGAGCGCAAGUACAACGAUUUGGUGACAAAGGUGGUAUUGCACAGGUUGAAGGACAUAAAGGUCAAAUAAAAACUAAGGAAGAUAGCGAAGGUCGUCAUGCAUUUUUAAAAGCUGAUGGAAAAUAUACAUUAGAUACGGUUGCCCGAGGUUCCCUGAAAGAUCCAAAGGAUACUGAUUUUGCAGCUACCAAUGAACGAUUUGACUUUGCUCUUAAUCCACAAAGUCAAAAUGAACAUGAAGGUACCGGUACACUUUCAUAUACGGAUAAGGUACAUAUUUUUUUAUUUAAUCCAAAUUUGAUCUUAUCAAAAUUCAAUUUUAACAUUAAUGAUAAAAGUUGCUAA
Messenger RNA from Loa loa (African eye worm), 615 nucleotides. RefSeq lists its product as hypothetical. The record is from RefSeq and is a predicted model, not a curated record. The transcript is spliced from 3 exons. Bases 1 to 615 code for a protein of 204 amino acids. NCBI's taxonomy places the organism in Eukaryota, Metazoa, Nematoda, Chromadorea, Rhabditida, Onchocercidae.